CGCUCAGGUUACUGAUUGGGCAUUUAAACAAUUUUCAAGUACCUGAGGGCGCCGUACGUCGAAAAGCGUGAUCCCCUUCAUUUGUAAAACUUGCGAAGUUGCGAACAGUUGUGGAACAUGGCGCUUAACCUUACUGUAAAAGUUCAUCCUGUAGUUUUAUUUCAAGUUGUUGAUGCCUAUGAACGUCGAAAAGCUGAAUCUCAUCGCGUUAUUGGAACGUUGUUAGGUACUGUGGAAAAGGGAAUGGUUGAAGUUACAAAUUGUUUCUGCGUGCCCCACAAAGAAUCUGAAAGUCAGGUUGAAGCUGAUUUGACGUAUGGAAUUGAUUUGUAUGAACUGAACCACAGAGUCAAUGCUCAGGAGAAUAUUGUUGGAUGGUGGGCAACUGGAAAUGAGGUCACCACUCAUUCUUCUGUUAUUCAUGAAUAUUAUGUUCGUGAAUGCAAUAAUCCUGUUCAUUUAACUGUUGACACAACAUUAGCAAAUACUACCAGAAUGGCAAUUAAAGCUUACGUAUGUGUUCCAUUAGGAGUGCCUAAUGGAAAACAGGGUUCUAUGUUCACACCAGUUAAAGUACAGAUUACAUCUUACGAGCCAGAAAUCGUGGGUUUGCAACUUUGUUCUAAAACGCAAUUGCCAGCUCAUGCUCAAAUAACUGGUGCAAAAACAGGUGGAGGUAUUGAACCAAUGAUGGAUCUCUCCCAAAUAGCAGAAGCAAGUGCUAAACUUUCUUCCAUGUUAGAACAAGUGCUUGGCUAUGUUGAUGAUGUAUUAAGUGGAAAACAACCACCAGAUAAUCAAGUUGGACGUGCUCUGUUAGAUAUGGUGCACUCUGUACCUAAAAUGUCAAGUGACCAAUUUGAUGAGAUGUUUAAUAGUAACGUGAAAGAUUUAUUAAUGGUUGUUGCACUAUCUCAACUGAUAAAGACACAACUUCAACUUAAUGAGAAACUUACAUUGCUUACAACUUUAUAAAUCUUCUAACAUAAAAUUAAAAAAUUGUUUAUACAAUUUUUAUGAAUAAAAACACUUUGAAUUUUCAGUA
Messenger RNA from Osmia bicornis bicornis, 1045 nucleotides. It is a transcript of the gene eIF3f1, whose product is annotated as eukaryotic translation initiation factor 3 subunit F. Gene Ontology annotation, molecular function: translation initiation factor activity; metallopeptidase activity; translation initiation factor binding. Gene Ontology annotation, biological process: translational initiation. Gene Ontology annotation, cellular component: eukaryotic translation initiation factor 3 complex, eIF3m. The record is from RefSeq and is a predicted model, not a curated record. The coding region runs from base 118 to 975 and encodes 285 amino acids. The transcript has 6 exons. Lineage: Eukaryota; Metazoa; Arthropoda; Insecta; Hymenoptera; Megachilidae.